CCCGCCAAAUUUCCCCGGCCCUCAUCUCCCGCCAAAACAACCACUCCUAAUAAACCAUUUUUGUGAGAAGAGAUCAGAUCAUAAAUUUCUUCCACUUCAAAAGUGGGAUUUAUUUAUUAUUUUCAAAUCUAGGGUUUGCAUUUUGCAGGGUUUCAGGGUGCGGCCUCUGGAGCUUUAGAUUUUGUCCGUCUAUGAUCUUCGGCUCCCAAUCUCGAGCAUAUUUACAUAUUCACUGGUGAAUCUCAGGUAUUUAUUUCACAAGCUGUUAGGACACAUCACAGACUUCUAUGGUGUUUUGUUGCCUAAUUAUUUGAAAGAAAAUGACUGGGCCAGACUUUGAGGCCGACAAAGCUCUAUGCAAGGAUUUUAUUAACAAUUUCAUAGAUAUCCAUGGUGAACCCAAGUACCUGAAUAUAUUGCAAGAUGUUGCCAACCGAAAAUACUGUUCAGUUGAUAUCGACCUUGAUGAUCUUCUUAGUAAUGAAGAUUUGGAUGACGGAUUUCUUGAACGGGUUCGUAUGAAUACAAGGCGUUACGUAAGUCUUUUUGCAGAAGCAAUUGAUGACCUUUUGCCAGAGCCAACAGAGGUCUUUCCGAGGGAUGAUGACCAUGACAUACUAAUGACUCAAAGAUCAGAGGAAAAUACAGAGAACAGUGAUACAGCUGAUCCGCUUCAGAAAAUGCCUCCAGAAAUCAAGCGGUUCUUUGCUGUGCAUAUAAAGGCAUUCUCAAAGGAGAGGACAUUUAGUAUACGAGAAGUAAAAGCUUCGUAUAUUGGUCAACUUGUGAAAAUUUCUGGCAUCAUCACUCGAUGUAUGGAUGUCAAACCAUUGAUGCAGGUUGGUGUGUACACAUGCGAGGAGUGUGGGUUCGAGAUUUACCAGGAAGUAACAGCACGGGUGUUCAUGCCUCUGUUUGAGUGCCCAUCUGUGCGUUGCAAAACAAACAACUCAAAGGGGAAUCUUAUCCUACAACUCAGAGCCUCAAAGUUCCUGAAAUUUCAGGAGGCAAAGAUUCAGGAAUUAUCAGAGCAUGUUCCAAAAGGCCACAUACCACGGACAAUGACUGUUCAUCUUAGAGGAGAUCUUACUAGAAAGGUUGGUCCUGGUGACCUGGUUGAGAUUUCUGGGAUUUUUCUUCCUAUUCCGUAUGUUGGGUAUAGAGCAAUGCGGGCUGGCCUAGUUGCUGAUACAUAUCUAGAGGCCAUGUCAAUCACUCAUUUUAAGAAAAGAUAUGAAGAUCAUGUUCUCAGAGGCGAUGAGCAGGAGCAGAUUGACCGUCUUGCUGAAGAUGGAGAUAUUUACAGCAAACUUGCACGAUCUCUUGCCCCUGAGAUAUUUGGUCAUGAAGAUGUGAAGAAGGCGUUGCUACUACUUCUCGUGGGUGCUCCCACUAAGAAACUGAAAGAUGGGAUGAAGAUUAGAGGGGAUCUGCACAUAUGUUUAAUGGGGGAUCCUGGGGUUGCAAAGAGUCAACUCUUGAAGCACAUAAUCAAUGUAGCACCUAGGGGAGUUUACACCACAGGCAAAGGAAGUAGUGGUGUUGGCUUAACUGCUGCUGUUCAAAGGGAUCCAGUGACAAAUGAGAUGGUCCUUGAAGGGGGAGCUUUAGUACUUGCAGACAUGGGGAUUUGCGCCAUUGAUGAGUUUGACAAGAUGGAGGAAGCUGACAGGACUGCAAUUCAUGAAGUUAUGGAGCAGCAAACUGUCAGUAUUGCUAAGGCUGGGAUCACUACAUCUUUGAAUGCUCGGACCUCUGUUCUUGCUGCUGCAAACCCAGCCUGGGGUCGGUACAAUCCGAGGAGGACACCUGCUGAGAAUAUCAAUCUCCCUCCAGCAUUGCUCUCUAGAUUUGAUCUGCUUUGGCUUAUACUUGACCGUGCAGACAUGGAUAGCGAUCUAGAAAUGGCAAGGCAUGUCAUCCAUGUGCAUCAGAAGCUUGAACCUCCACCUCUAGGUUUCGCGCCUCUUGAACCCACCAUUCUCCGAGCUUAUAUAUCAGCUGCAAGGAAGUCAUCGCCAUCUGUUCCGAAAGAGCUGACUGAGUACAUAGCUACUGCUUAUUCUGGGAUUCGCCAAGAGGAAGCUAAGGCAGAUGCCCCUCACUCCUACACAACUGUGCGAACUCUUCUCAGCAUUCUACGGAUAUCCAUGGCAUUGGCAAGGCUCAGGUUUGCAGACACUGUGGGUCAGAGUGAUGUGGAUGAAGCAUUGAGGCUGAUGCAAAUGUCGAAGUUUUCACUUUACUCAGAUGAAAAGAGGCAGGCAGGCCUUGAUGCCAUCUCUGACAUUUACUCAAUUUUGAGGGAUGAGGCAGCCAGAAUGAGCAGCACUGACAUCAGAUAUGCUCAGGCCCUUAACUGGAUCUCUCGCAAGGGAUAUAGUGAAGCACAGUUGAAGGAGUGUUUGGAGGAGUAUGCAUCCCUGAAUGUGUGGCAAAUACACCCGAACACAUUCGAUAUCCGAUUCAUUGAUGUAUAAUGAACCACCCCCAUGUAUAAAAAGAGCUCUAAAUUGAUUAUAUAUUUCAAAUGUGGGCCCUCUUCUGUUACAUGCCCUAAGUACAGUUUUUGCUUAUAAAAUUAGUUUGGGCUUGUGGGGCA
Messenger RNA from Amborella trichopoda, 2602 nucleotides. RefSeq names its product Minichromosome maintenance (MCM2/3/5) family protein (gene PRL). NCBI's taxonomy places the organism in Eukaryota, Viridiplantae, Streptophyta, Magnoliopsida, Amborellales, Amborellaceae. The record is from RefSeq and is a predicted model, not a curated record. Gene Ontology annotation, molecular function: single-stranded DNA helicase activity; ATP binding; single-stranded DNA binding. Gene Ontology annotation, cellular component: MCM complex; nucleus. Gene Ontology annotation, biological process: DNA replication initiation; DNA strand elongation involved in DNA replication; DNA replication.